Messenger RNA from Oreochromis niloticus (Nile tilapia), 2780 nucleotides. RefSeq names its product thyroid peroxidase (gene tpo). Lineage: Eukaryota; Metazoa; Chordata; Actinopteri; Cichliformes; Cichlidae. Gene Ontology annotation, molecular function: heme binding; peroxidase activity. The transcript is spliced from 9 exons. Bases 663 to 2561 code for a protein of 632 amino acids. The record is from RefSeq and is a predicted model, not a curated record. Gene Ontology annotation, biological process: response to oxidative stress.
UUUUUUUUAAAUGGCCAAAAAAGGGGUGACUCCUUGUUACUUCACUUUCCUAAAGAGAUUGAAAACUAGCAAUUGACACCAGUCUUAAUAUUGUCAUAAUGUUAAUUUUGUAAAUUAUGGUGACCAUGCAUGUAUAGGAGGAUGAUAAAGGAGGGUAUGCUUUGCCUAUGAGCAUUUAUUAUCAGUUGGUUUCUCAGAUCUUCCCUCACUUGUGAUGUCUAAUUAAAAGUAAAAGUAGCAAAUUCUCAAAUCAAGAAGCUGGAACUAUGAAAUGUUUGUCAGCCGUCAGCUGAUAAGUUAUCUCAUGUGUAAUGUGUGUGCCAGCUUUUGACGAGGCAGCAAAAGGCAACAAAAAUAAAUAAAUAAAUGACAGCUUCUUGCAAUCCUUUUUGGUUUUAAACCAUCAGUUAAGAAUAAGAAAAUGAUGCUGUUGCAAUGAUAAAUCAAGACAUAAGCACUCAGUCAAUGUGCAGCAAAGAUGAUGUUUCUCACAGGAUCAUAACCACAAACUAACUGUCAAAACAGAAACUGUCAUUUCUGUACAUUUAAUUUAUAUGAAUGUACUGAAUGCACCAUUUUAAACCUUAAUAAUCCAGAAAACUGGAUGUUGCUUUCAGUAAGGGUUAUACAGUUUUGCAUGGCAGUAUUUUUGGACACACUUCAUGUUUCUCUUUGUCAGGCAAAAUCCUCGCUGGGGAGCAGCCAACACCGCCUUGGUCAGAUGGCUACCAGCUGAAUACGAAGACGGGGAGAGCGAACCAAAAGGCUGGAACCCAGAACGGCUCCAUAAUGGAUUCCAACUUUCCCCGGCCCGGACAGUCAGCAGGGAAAUAAUGACAAGUGCUUCUAAAUGGAAAGAUGAUUCCUAUUCUCAGCUGCUGGUGGACUGGGGCCAGUAUAUAUCCCAUGACAUAACCCUGACGCCUCAAAGCACCAGCACUGAUGGGUCAGAUGUGGACUGUCUAAAAACGUGUGAAAAUGUGCAUCCGUGCUUUCCCAUUCAGAUGAAUGAUGGUCUACAAGGCUGUAUGCCAUUUUUUCGCUCCACAUCAGACUGCUUUGUCAAUUUUCAGUCUGGUAUAAGACAAGCCCUGCAGCGACAACAGCUCAAUGCCAUGACUUCAUUCAUUGAUGCUUCUGCUGUCUAUGGCCACAAUCAAAAGCUGGAGAGCUUCCUUCGUGACCUUCCUGGCCGUAAUGGAAAACUUGCUGUCAAUGACCGAUUCAAAGAUCCAAAAGGAAGGCCUUAUCUCCCAUUCGUAACCAAGCUGCCAUCAGCCUGCCACCAAGAUCUGCAAGGAGAAAGAGUUGAAUGCUUCAGUGCAGGAGACAGCCGGGUCAGCGAAGGUCUGCCUCUGACUUGUUUGCACACGCUGUGGCUCAGAGAACACAAUCGGAUUGCAGAUGCACUGAAACACAUAAACGGUCACUGGAGCCCAGAGAUGAUAUACCAAGAGACUCGUAAGAUUAUAGGAGCACUGCACCAGAUCAUAACCCUGAGAGACUAUGUUCCAAAAAUUAUUGGUCCAGAGUCCUUUAAACAUUACAUUGGUCCCUACAGGGGGUACGAUCCAUCUGUGGACCCCUCUAUCGCCAACGUGUUCGCCACAGCCGCAUUCAGGUUCGGCCACGCAACCAUCUCCCCAAUCCUCUGGAGACUGAAUGAGAGCUUCCAGGAGGAUGAGCGCUUCCCCCACUUGAGACUGCACAAUACUUUAUUCAGUCCAUGGAGAAUAGUCAAAGAAGGGGGGAUUGAACCAGUCCUGAGAGGCGUAAUUGGAUCUGCAGCGUCAGCUGUUAGCACAGACAUGCUGUUGGCUGAUGAAGUAACAGAGAGGCUGGUGGUCCUUGAUACACUGAAGCACAUGGACCUGGCUGCGCUGAACCUGCAGAGAGGACGAGAUCACGGCCUCCCAGGAUACAAUGAUUGGAGGGAAUUCUGUGGAUUGCAGCGUAUUAAGACAUUGGGUGAUUUGUCACUGGUUGUGGGAGACUCCCGGGUUGCUAAGAGAAUACUUGACCUAUACAAACACCCCGACAACAUCGAAGUAUAUCCAGGAGGACUUGUUGAAAGGCUUUUGCCUGGCUCAAGAACUGGUCCUCUCUUUGCUUGCCUGAUUGGAAGGCAGAUGAAAGUGCUCCGUGAUGGUGACAGAUUUUGGUGGGAAGCUGAUGGUGUGUUUACCCAGCAACAGAAGGAGGAACUUUUAAAAUUUUCUCUAUCCCAUCUGAUCUGUGAGAAUAGCGACAUAGCAGAAGUUCCUCUUGAUCCGUUCAGAUUUGGGAAGUACCCAUCUCAUUUUGUCUCCUGUGAUCAGAUACCCUCAAUGAAUUUGGAAGCUUGGAAAGAGGAAAUGGGAGAAGACUUAAAACGGUGUGGCCUUCCUAAACAGAUCAACAAUGGAGAUUAUAUCUUGUCCUCUACAUCUGGAAAACUGGUUGCUCUAUACUCUUGUUACCAUGGUUUCACAUUAAAGGGUGCUGCUGUCAUAGUUUGCAUGGGCAAUCGAUGGUGUAAUCAACCUCCACAAUGUAACAGGGAAUCACCCCUAAGAUGUUAGCGAUGCAACAGCACGGGAAUUGCUUCAUGGGUUUAUAAUCAAGCUCACAUGACAUUACUGAUUUUUCUUUGAUUUUAUUAUCUGCAACAUUUAACUCUGGAAAAAAUACUAAUAUUUAUGUAGUUAUAUAUGUAAACAUUUCUCUUCAUGCAUGUGUUUUUUAAUUUUUAUUUCACAAAAGGUAAGAAAAAAAGUAAAUUUUUGUAUAACACUGUGAUA